AUGGACACACACACACCCUCGCCAUCGCCGUCGUCGUCUGCGGAGCACAAGGAGUACAGGACGGUGUGGUCGGCGCCGCCCAAGAAGCCGGCGGGACGGACCAAGUUCCGGGAGACGCGGCACACUGGGGCGGUGGGUGUGCGAGGUGCGCGUCCCCGUGGGGCGCGGGUCAAGGCUCUGGCUCGGCACCUUCGCGACGCCCGAGCUGGUGGCGCGCGCGCACGACGCCGCCGCCAUCGCGCUGUCACGCCGCGGCGCCUGCCUCAACUUCGCGAACUCAGCGUGGCUGCUCCCGCCGCUGAUGCCCGCCGCGCUGUCGGCGCCAGAGCUGGCCAGCGCGCGGGAGCUCAAGGACGCCGUGGCCGAGGCGUCGAGGCGUUCCGGCGGCGCUCGGUGGCCGAAUCGACGCUGUCGUUGCGGGCGAAGGAUACUGCCGACGACGAGCUGGAGGAGGACGAUGUUGAUUCCUCGCCUGGCGCGGUGCCUUCGAACGAGGCCGUGUUCGAGUUCGAGGACGUGUUCAGGUUCGGUGGCAUGUCUGAUGCCGGAUCGUACUACGCGAGCCUGGCGCAGGGGCUGCUCGUAGACCGGCCGGACGCCGCCGGCGCGUGGCGGGAGGACGUCGAGCAUGGCACCACUGACAUUGCACUGUGGAGCCACUAG
Molecule: messenger RNA, 663 nt
Organism: Miscanthus lutarioriparius
Lineage: Eukaryota; Viridiplantae; Streptophyta; Magnoliopsida; Poales; Poaceae
Source: the annotation of a GenBank genome assembly